Molecule: messenger RNA, 376 nt
Organism: Cokeromyces recurvatus
Lineage: Eukaryota; Fungi; Mucoromycota; Mucoromycetes; Mucorales; Mucoraceae
Product: ribosomal protein L34-domain-containing protein
Exons: 2
Coding region: 46-321 (91 amino acids)
Biological process (GO): translation
Cellular component (GO): mitochondrial large ribosomal subunit; ribosome
Molecular function (GO): structural constituent of ribosome
Source: RefSeq, a predicted model, not a curated record
GGUCCUACAGCUUUAUUUAUUUUAUUUUUUAUUUUUACCCUUAAAAUGCUAUUUCAACAAUUCUUUCAGACAGUCUCCACACGUCUUACUUCCACAUUUCAAACCAUAGCCACUAAUCAAAAGUCUAGCAUUUUAUCUGCUAGUUUAGGGGCAUUUCGUAAUAAUGGACAGAUGCGAUUUGUAACUUAUGGUAAUACAUAUCAACCUUCUCAGUUAGUACGUAAGCGUAGACAUGGAUUUCUAUCUCGAUUAGCAACUAAAAAUGGACGUCGUGUUCUUAACAGACGACGCAUGAAGGGACGAAAAAACUUAUCUCAUUAAUAUGUAUAUACAUAUAAAAAAAGAAUCUAAUGUAAUAUAUUAUUUAUUUAUAUCU